Molecule: messenger RNA, 2724 nt
Organism: Adineta steineri
Lineage: Eukaryota; Metazoa; Rotifera; Eurotatoria; Adinetida; Adinetidae
Source: the annotation of a GenBank genome assembly
AUGAGUGCCGGUGGAGGUCAAAAACGACGUUCACGUAGUUCUUUUGUAUCAGUUCGUUAUGUACCAACUGAUGAAGAAGAAGAACUUCAUCGUCAAAAAGAAGCACAAAAUUUACGAGUUUCAUUACAUCAAAUAAAAAAUAUUGAAACAAUCCUUAAUCUUGUGGAUAAUUUUAAUCGACAUUUACAUUUAACAUUAAUGGUUGAUCGAUUUCAUUCAAGCUAUCAAGAAUAUUAUUUAGCAUUAUCACAAGCUCUACGAGAUAUUCUUGCUAAAAACUGGAUACGUACACAACAAUUUUAUCAAAUGAUAGGUGGUAAACGAGUUUAUUAUCUUAGUUUAGAGUUUUAUAUUGGACGAUAUAUGAAAAAUACAUUGAUUAAUCUUGAUAUUAAUGAACAAAUGAUACAAGCAGCUGAAGCUCUUAAUAUAAAAUUAAAUGAUAUUGAAGAACUUGAAGAUGAUGCAGCUUUAGGUAAUGGUGGUCUUGGUCGUUUAGCUGCUUGUUUUCUUGAUUCAAUGGCUACAUUGGGUAUUUCAUCAUAUGGAUAUGGUUUGAGAUAUCAAUUUGGAAUAUUUAAACAACAGAUUGUCGAUGGUUGGCAAGUUGAAGUACCAGAUGAUUGGCUUCGACAUUCAAUGCCUUGGGAAAUUCGACGAAAUCAAAAUGAAAUUCCUAUACAUUUUUAUGGCAAAGUUAUUAGGAAUGAAUCAACUAAAAGUUAUGAAUGGACUGAUUAUGAAACAGUAAUUGCUCAAGCUUAUGAUUAUCCAGUACCUGGUUAUAAGAAUAAUAUUGUCAAUACAAUGCGUUUAUUUUCAGCUAAAGCUGAUUGUGAUUUUAAUUUUAAAUCAUUUAAUGAAGGUGAAUAUAUAUCUGCAGUUAUGGAACGUAAUAAAGCUGAACGUAUUACAUGUGUACUUUAUCCAAAUGAUAAUAUUGCUGAGGGACGUGAAUUACGUUUAAAACAAGAAUAUUUCUUAAUUGCAGCUAGUUUACAUGAUAUUUUACGGCGAUUUAAAGGUGAAAAACGUUGGCAAACAACAUCUAAUUUACAAGUACCAGGAAAACAAUCACAUACAUCUAUUGAUUUCAAAUGUAUGCCUGAAAUGGUAGCUAUUCAAUUAAAUGAUACACAUCCAUCAUUAGCUAUACCUGAAUUAAUGCGUCUUCUUCUUGAUAAUGAACAUUUAUCAUGGGAUGAUGCAUGGUCUAUAACAGUUAACUGUUUUGCAUAUACAAAUCAUACAUUAAUGCCAGAAGCAAUUGAACGAUGGCCAGUUCAAAUGAUUGAAAAACUUCUUCCACGUCAUUUACAAAUAAUCUAUGAAAUCAAUGCACGACAUUUACAAAACAUACGAAAUCAUUUUCCAUCUGAUAAUGAUCGUAUUCGACGUAUGUCAAUUAUUGAAGAAGGAUCUAUUCAAUUAGUUAAUAUGGCUUAUUUAUCUAUAAUUGGUUCUCAUACUAUUAAUGGUGUUGCACAAAUACAUUCAAAACUUUUACGUGAAUUUAUGUUUAAAGAUUUUUAUGAAUUAACACCGUUAAAAUUUCAAAAUAAAACAAAUGGUAUUACUUUUCGUCGAUGGCUUGCACUUUGUAAUCCUGAUCUAUUUUCAUUAAUUAUGGAAUGUAUUGGUGAAGAUUUUAUUCGAAAUGAUUAUCAAUCACUUCAAAUUUUUCGUCAAUAUGCUUUAAAUAAAAAUAUUCUUCUACGUAUUCAACAAAUUAAAAUGAAAAAUAAAUUACGAUUAGCUCAUAUGCUUGAAGAUGAAUAUAAUAUUGAAAUUAAUAUUCAAUCAAUAUUUGAUGUACAAAUAAAACGUAUUCAUGAAUAUAAACGAGCACUCCUUUGUUUACUUCAUGUUAUUACACUCUACAAUCGAUUGAAGAAAAAUAGUAAAGUUGUACCACGAACUAUUAUCAUUGGUGGCAAAGCUGCACCUGGUUAUGCAAUUGCUAAAAAAAUUAUUAAAUUAAUUAAUGAUGUUGCAGAUGUCAUCAAUAAUGAUACACAUAUUGGCAAUCAAUUAAAAUUAUUAUUUGUUAAAAAUUAUCGUGUAACAGCAGCAGAAUAUAUUAUUCCGGCUGCUGAUCUUUCCGAACAAAUUUCUCUAGCUGGCACAGAAGCAAGUGGUACAGGCAAUAUGAAAUUUAUGCUUAAUGGUGCACUAACAAUAGGAACAUUAGAUGGAGCUAAUAUUGAAAUGCUUGAAGAAUGUGGAGCUGAAAAUAUGUAUACAUUUGGAUUUACUGUUGAACAAGUUCAACAACGACGACAACAAGGUUAUGAUCCAUAUGAAAGUUUAAAGAAUGAAGAAUUACGUCUUGCUAUUGAUCAAAUACGUGAUGGAUAUUUUUCACCAGAUGAUCGAUCACGAUUUCAUGAUAUUAUUGAUACAUUAUUACGUGAUGGUGAUCAUUGGAUGGUACUGGGUGAUUAUCAAGCCUAUAUUAAUAAACAAGAUGAAGUAUCAAGAGAUUUUCUUAAUUCACAAUUAUGGCACUCAAAAUGUAUUCAUAAUAUUGGAGCAGCAGCAAAAUUUUCAUCAGAUCGAACUAUUGAAGAAUAUGCAAAAGAUAUUUGGCAUUGUAAAUUACAUAAAAAUGGUCUUCCUAAUAAUAUCAAAGAAGAAUUUUCAUCAACUAAUCAUGAACAAAUUUCACGUCAUAACAGUACUGAUUCGUUUACUAUUCGUGAUGCAUACGAAGAACAUUUAUAA